AUGAGUUCAAUUGGUACAGGAUACGAUUUGGGACUUUUCUUUUCCCCAGAUGGACGUCUGUUUCAGGCGGAAUACGCGUACAAGGCGGUAGAAAAUGGAAGUACUUGUAUUGGAAUUAAAUGCAAAGAUGGUGUCAUUCUUGCCUUAGAGAAAGUCGUUACUAGCAAGCUAUUAAAACCUCGUGCCAACCCCCGUAUAGGAUCUGUUGGUCGUCAUGUUGGUAUUGCUACUACUGGAUUUAUACCUGAUGGAAUGCACAUUUUAAAACGUGCUAGAGACGAGGCUAAUGCUUGGCGUGAUAACUACGGAUCAGCCAUUCCCGGAUCGGUUAUGGCCGAUCGAAUUGGCAAUUACGUUCAACUUUUCACUUGCUAUUCGAGUGUUCGUCCUUUUGGUGUCAUGUCUUUUGUUGCUGCAUAUGAUGAUCAAGGCCCCCAUUUGUAUAUGAUUGAGCCUAACGGUGUUUAUUGGGGAUACAACGGUAUUUCAGCCGGUAAGGGUCGCCAAAUUGCUCGUAACGAACUUGAAAAGUUGGAUUUCUCGACUUUAAAAAUGAAAGAUGCUGUUAAAGAGGCAGCAAGGGUUAUAUAUGCAACCCAUGACGAGGAGCACAACAAAGACCAUGAAAUAGAAAUGACUUGGGUAGGUGAAGAAACUAAUGGUAUUCAUACAGCUGUCCCAGACGAACUAUUACAAGAGGCUGAAGCAUAUGCUCGUCGUACAGUUGAAGGCGGCGAAGAUGAGGAUGUUCCCAUGAAUGAGUAAUUUAAUAUUGCAAGAUUCUCGUGAAUGCAGCUUGUUUCUUACAUUUUUAUGAAUAUUGUCCCUUUCCCGUAUCCUCAUUUCUGAGGAAUGAAAAUUCGGAAUCUUCCGAAUCCUGAUAACCGUCGUUUGUCAAAAAGUAGUUACAAAAGUCCCUGCUUGACAUCUUUAUUCCCGUUCUUUUAUUACCGAUUUCAAAAUGAUACGAAAAUUUGUUCGAAACAGCAUGUGCUCCUUUCUUAAGAGCUUCAUGAACAGAAUAUGCGUUUCCCUAUCCGUCGUUUUCUUACACUCCACAGUUGAUGCCGAUAAGCCGUUCGCAAAUUUGAAUGACUCGGAAUGAUUCAUGAUUCUUUAUAUACAAUCCCUAACUUUGAUACACAUCAAAGACACUUAAAGUAGCUCCUUCUGUUUUUUCAUGGGACACAAUUAUUUCAUAGACUAUUCUAUUCCUUUUUUCAUGGCUCAUACAUAACAUUUAUGAAAUACUAGUUAUAAGUAA
Messenger RNA from Schizosaccharomyces octosporus yFS286, 1264 nucleotides. RefSeq names its product 20S proteasome component alpha 7. NCBI's taxonomy places the organism in Eukaryota, Fungi, Ascomycota, Schizosaccharomycetes, Schizosaccharomycetales, Schizosaccharomycetaceae. The transcript has 4 exons. Gene Ontology annotation, biological process: ubiquitin-dependent protein catabolic process. The record is from RefSeq and is a predicted model, not a curated record. Gene Ontology annotation, cellular component: proteasome core complex; nucleus; proteasome core complex, alpha-subunit complex. Bases 1 to 765 code for a protein of 254 amino acids.